AUGGCAGGAAAAGGGAGAACUAUCAAGUCGAGGAAGUUGACGCCUCAAUUCGUUGUUCCGUACCAAAUCAUGAGGAGAAUUGGACAAGAAUCAUAUGAGAUAGCCUUGCCACCUCACUUGGCAAAUCUGCACAACGUCUUCCAUGUAUCACAGCUAAGGAAGUACAUUGCAGAUCCUACUCAUGUGCUGGAGGAGGGUGAUGUUCAGAUGCGCGAGGACCUGACGAUUGGAGUUGGACUGGUGAAAAUUCUAGAUUCUCAAGUCAAACAACUCAGAGGAAAGGAGAUUCGAACGGUGAAGGUUCUCUAG
Vigna unguiculata (cowpea) is the source of this 309-nucleotide messenger RNA. RefSeq lists its product as uncharacterized. The record is from RefSeq and is a predicted model, not a curated record. NCBI's taxonomy places the organism in Eukaryota, Viridiplantae, Streptophyta, Magnoliopsida, Fabales, Fabaceae.